Messenger RNA from Sphaeramia orbicularis (orbiculate cardinalfish), 6337 nucleotides. It is a transcript of the gene csf1rb, whose product is annotated as colony stimulating factor 1 receptor, b. Gene Ontology annotation, cellular component: CSF1-CSF1R complex; plasma membrane; signaling receptor complex. Lineage: Eukaryota; Metazoa; Chordata; Actinopteri; Kurtiformes; Apogonidae. The transcript has 22 exons. Bases 50 to 3130 code for a protein of 1026 amino acids. The record is from RefSeq and is a predicted model, not a curated record. Gene Ontology annotation, molecular function: growth factor binding; cytokine binding; macrophage colony-stimulating factor receptor activity. Gene Ontology annotation, biological process: positive regulation of cell migration; osteoclast differentiation; cytokine-mediated signaling pathway.
CUUCAGUCAGUUUAGAAUCCAACAGUCUGAUCAACAACAACAGAAGGAAAUGUGGGUCCAUUUUCUGCUGCUGUCGAUCGUCUUCAGCGGCUGCCGCUCAUCUGACGAUCCUCCCCCUCCAUUGAUUCAUCUGAACUCUGACCUCCAGCCCAACCAGUCUGAGGUGGUUUUAACCUCUGGGACCUCCUUCAUACUCCGUUGCCAUGGUAAUGGAACUGUACAGUGGUCGAAGUUCAGUUUGGCUAAUGCAUCUGGACUCCCUGACCCCCUGGUGGUCGAGAAUGCGGAUCCCAAAACCACUGGUACAUAUCUCUGUGGAUACACUGACCAGAACCUGAGACACCUGGACACUUGGAUCCACCUUUAUGUGAAAUACCCAACUGACUCCACCAAUGUGUUUAUCACACCGCGCAAAAGCUUGCAGACUGUCAAGGAGGGUGAGGACUUCCGGUUCAAAUGUCUGCUGACCGACCCAUCCGUCAAAAAUGUCACCCUCCGAUCAUUAAACAGGGGGCAGGGCCUUCCCCAUGGCAUGAACGUGACCUUUGACCCAAAGAGGGGAGCCCUGAUUCGAGAUGUGCAGAUGUCAUACAAAGGUUUCUACAUGUGUUCAGGAAAAAGAGAUGGAAAAGAGGUCAAUUCGGCUCCGCUGGAACUCCAAGUGAACCACAGGCUGCGUUCUCUUCCAUUACUCAAUGUCAGUCAGGAUAAAGUUAUCCUUCUGGUCGGUGAGAAGUUUGAGGUCACAUGUUCAGUCAGCAACCCCUCUAACUUCUACACCCUCACCUGGACACACCCACACAGACAGGUGUUGGACAUCCUCCGCUUCGACAGCUACGAUGGACUGUACAGACAGACUCAAACGUUGACGGUGUCUGAGGUCAAUCUGACGGACAGUGGGAUGUACACCUGUACUGCCGUCAAUGAAGCUGGAGUCGCCACGGCAACCACACACCUCACAGUAAUUGAUCGUCCCUACUUGAAGAUCUACCUCCAUGUGCCACAACAUGCUAAUGCUAGCAGCAGUGUGGUGGAAGCGAACGGACACCUGGUGUCUAAUGUUAGCACCAAUAAAACAGUGGAUGGCACUGUUAACCGUGUUCACAUUAAUGGCAGCAGUAGGCUGGAGGUGUCUGAUGGCAGAGACGUGAUGCUGAGCUUUCUACUGGAGGCAUAUCCACCAAUCACAGAGCACCACUGGAUGACCCCAAAACAUGUCACCAGUGACAAUGACACUGUGUAUGAAGAGAGCUACAUAUCUGAUGGCUACAGGUUGGAGGCCAGGCUGCUGCUGAGGCGCGUUCGUCAGGAGGACAGAGGGCAAUAUUCCUUUCACUUCUCUAACUCAUUCUUCAGCGGCUCCCAAACAGUUAACCUCAAAAUACACUAUCGUCCAAGUGCUAAGAUCACUUUGGAGAACAACACACUGACCUGCCAAAGCUUUGGAUAUCCAUUACCCACAAUCCAAUGGUUCACCUGCCCCGGACAACAGGACAGAUGUGGGACUGACUCGACCAAUCAGCUGUCUGUGACUGAUGAGGCUGAUGAAGAUGAGGAGGAGCUGGAGGAAGAGUCAGAGGAGUUCAUGCAGGAGGAGGAGGAGGAUGAGGAAGAGAAUGUGGAAUACCUGCGUCUGCCACUGUCAGAUGAUGAUGAUGUGACUGUGACUGUGACGUGCGUCGCCGCCAAUCACAUGGGAGAGUCAUUUCACGUCGCUCAUAUUCAACAGCCUCUUUCAGCCACCUCAACCCUCUUUACACCUCUUCUGAUUGGAGCUCUGAGUUCUGCUGCGGUCCUCCUCCUGCUCUUAUCGGUGGCUCUGUACAAGUGGAAACAGAAACCCAAAUAUGAGAUUCGCUGGAAGAUCAUUGAAAGCACAGAUGGAAACCACUACACCUUUGUUGAUCCAACUCAGCUGCCGUACAACCAGAAGUGGGAGUUUCCCAGAGACAAACUUCGUCUUGGUGCUGUUUUGGGUUCGGGGGCGUUUGGGAAGGUUGUUGAGGCAACAGCAUACGGUCUGGGAACCGACAACAACGUGACUCGAGUCGCUGUCAAGAUGUUAAAACCAAGUGCUCACUCGGAGGAACGUGAGGCUCUCAUGUCGGAGCUUAAGAUUCUCAGCCAUCUUGGUUACCAUGACAACAUCGUGAAUCUGCUGGGUGCAUGCACUCGAGGAGGGCCCAUGUUGAUGAUCACGGAGUACUGUUGCCAUGGCGAUCUGCUCAACUUUUUGCGAUCUGAAGCUCAUGAUUUCGUGGCAUCGAUUCUGAAUGUGGGCGAAGUAACAGAGGAGGUUUUCUACAAGAACAUGACAAGUCUGAAUGCACGACUCCGGAGUGACAGUGGGAUCUCGUGUAGUUCAGACUAUCAGGAGAUGCAACCGGUUCUGAGUCCAGGGCAAACACAGUCAGGUGUUCUGACACACAGUCUGUCAGUUGAAGAUCUCAUGAGGUUUUCUUAUCAGGUGGCUCAGGGUCUGGAUUUCCUGUCCACCAGGAAUUGUAUCCACAGAGAUGUAGCAGCAAGGAAUGUCCUGCUGACCGACCGUCGCAUUGCAAAGAUCUGUGACUUUGGUUUGGCCAGAGACAUUCGCAAUGACGACAGCUACAUUGUCCAAGGAAAUGCCCGUCUUCCUGUUAAAUGGAUGGCUCCUGAGAGUAUUUUUGAGUGUGUCUACACUGUCCAGAGUGACGUCUGGUCUUAUGGGGUCCUGCUCUGGGAGAUCUUCUCUCUCGGUAAAAGUCCAUAUCCAAACAUUGCUGUGGAUACCAACUUCUACAAGAUGAUUAAAGACGGCCGCCACAUGGAUCAACCUGACUUCGCUCCAGCAGAGAUGUAUAAACUUAUGACUCUCUGCUGGAAUCUGGAGGCCACACAAAGACCCACCUUCAAAACAAUUGGGCAGCUCAUCAGGAGGCUCGUCCCAUCCAUCAGUGACAAGACGCCACAUCGCAAAGAUCAGUCAAUGUACAGAAACAUCAAUGAGUGUCAUGAAGAAGAAGAGGACGAGGAGAUGAGAGGGGGAGAUAAACUAAAACGAGAAGAUGAGGAACAUGGCCAACGAGACCACCGUCCUGAUGCAGAAGAGAUGGAGCCAAUGAUCCAUAACAUCUACCAGUUGUCUUGAGUUCAUGUUGACAUGAUUGAACCAACAUUCAGACUAAACUGGAACCCAUGAAUAUUUAAUUUUUCAGGCCUGAUGAAAGAUGGCCGGGUUGAUCCUAGAGCUUUGACAAUGUUAGUUGUCACUAUCCUCACCAUGUGUCCAAUCUGUAUCAAAAACCUGAUUUGUUCUACAAAUGUCAAAAUACUACUUCCUGUCACCCAUAUUUCUGAUGUAAUGUAUGGUAAAUGUUAUUACAUUCAUGUUAUCUUUAGUUUUACUACCAAAGAAAUAGACAUUCACGUUAUUUCUUAUUAAAUAACUACAUGUCUUUCUUUGGUAGAUCUUUGGUAGCUCUACUAAAUGAUGCAAAUUCCAAAAAAUGCCAGCUACAUUUUUGAUAUUCAGUUAAUAAACUGAAUCUCUACACAUGAAUAUUUUCUUAAAUGCAAGAAAUCAUUUAGAUUUUUAAGACAAUGUACUUCCUUUGUUAUGUUCAAAAAUGCAUUAUAUGCAUCUAUAUUUGAGAGUUAUGACUGUAACUGAAAAAUUUAUAUAUACUAUAUAUUUUCCUUUCUACAUACCACCAUGUAGUGUGUAGCUUAAACUGUAAAGUAGGCGGGCAUUAAUAAGGUUGGCUUCUGCCUGAGCCUUUUUCAGUCAAAUUGCAUUAUUUGUCUCUUCUGUUGUUUUGAAAUGCAUAUAUGACUGGAACUAAACUAAACUAAACAAUGCUUUUUGGUAAAAUAUCCCCUCAGCAUGACUGAACUGGCAAACUGCUGCUAGCAUGCUAAUGUUAGCUUUUGUCAGCUCUUCUGCUAAUGUUACACAUAAUGUUGGCUUGAAUGUUUUAAAAACCUUUUAAGACUUAAUUCUAUAAAAGUAAACCCAACAUAACAUUUACACCAAAUUUAUUUACAUCCCAUAAUUAACCAUAAAUUAUUUAUACCUGUGACAGAAUGUAGGCCUAAUAUUUUCAUGCAGGUGUAGAGCAGAUGGAGUUUAUGGUACAGAUUUGGCACCAAUAUUGGUCAAUGCAACUGAAUUUGGUUUCCUUUUGGGUGUGGUAAACAACUGGUUUUGUUUGCAACCACUAUUUCUUCUACUCUGUUUAUUAUAGGUGUCUGUAAUCAGUGUUGGGGAAGUUACUUUUAAAAAGUAACUUUUGCUCAUUACUUCUAUAUAAAGUAAUCCAUUACUUUUCUUAGUUUCCCUCGAUGGAAACUAACUUUUUACGUUAGUUUUACGUUACUUUCAUGUUGCUGGACUUUAGGCAGAACCACAUAUCUGUCCCUAAAUGUGUAGGGCUGCAUAAAGUUCUACUAUGGAGGUCAUAACAGGUAUUUCUUUUGUGCUCUUUAUUAUAAAAAAAUGCCAAAACACAGCACUAGACUACUAUAGGUUCCAACACCACCACUAAGCCCUAUCAAACAAUAUGAAAUAACAUAGCCUUGAUAUAUCUAAUGGGCAUAUAGGUGAACACAAAAUACGUAAGAGCGUGUCCAACUCUUGUUUAGUUACCUGGUGAAACGAAGUGAAAUGAGAGCUUGUGACUAUUGUGCAGGCACAGCUGUUUCACUACUGGAUGUGUACACAGAAAUGAAUGCCUUUGCACAUGCCCGACAGUUUGGUGCAGGCGCAUAAAUCUUAGGGGGUAAAAAAAUAUGAGGGUAAAAAUUGUAUAUGACACUUGUCAAAUCUGUCCCUCAGAAAAAUAGCCUUGUGUGGAAUUGAAAAAGUAACUAUGUUUUGUAGUAACGCGUUAUACUACUUUUUACUUGAAAAAGUACUUACGUUACUGUAACACAUUACUUUGUAACUUGUUACACACAACACUGUCUGUAAUGUAGCUUAUAGUGCCACCUUCUGACCACACUACACACACUACUUUAAUCAUUCCCAACCAGCUGAUGGAAACAUUUUUACCACUUUUUUUUUUUUUUUAAGAUAUUUCAAGCAUUUUCUUCCAGUUUGUUUGACAUUUUAGGGUAAAUGCAUCCAGUGUCAUUAACUAAUGAAAUGAAUGUUUUUUUUAUUGUAAAAUAAGGUCUAAAUGUCUUCCUUUUCUGCUGUUUUACAGUUUUGCAUCUUGAGAACCUAUGGUACACAAAAAAUGUAAAGGAUUUUGCAUAAAUUUCUGAUGAAAAGACAUUGUUAAAAUGAUCUGAUCCACUCAUCUUCGGAGCCAAGUUCCUCCAUCAUGCUUUAUCAUAGGAAUAUCAUUAUGACAGCACCUAUAAAGUGAAAUAUAAUUUGUAGGUGAAAAUAUCACAUCAAACCAGUUCUAGCAAUGAUGUUGUUAAAUGGAUGAACUGAACAUUGAGUCUCAUCUGUAGCUUCUGUGUCUUAUACAGUGUCUUCUGUUCUCAUAUGUGUAGGUGCUCCAGAUGUUGUUCUCUCCUUUAUUAUGUUUUUCAGUUUUAUGCAAAACAGUAUGGCUAAAAAACAACAAAUCCAUCAUUCCACUCAAAUGAUAGAGGAUGUUGUUAUUUGCUCUAAGAAAAAAAUGGGAAAAACUGACUUUGUUCUGGACACAUAAAAUGGUGUAUCUGUGCAUUGUAAUAUUUGUGUUCAGUAUAAAAGUACUAAUGACAAAUGAGUAAAAAAAAAAAAAGAUGUGCAGAUUAAUCAAAAAUAAUGAUACUUGAGUAGGGUCGGACAGUUAAAUAUUAAAAACAUUUGUUUUACAUCUGCUGUUAUCUGGAGACCGUUUACAACCAAUACACCACAAAUGAAUAAAGUGAUGGGAAUCACCAUAGCAACCAUAUAUGCCAAAGACAAUACUGUCUGCUGUUAAACCUGUCUUUUAAGCUGUAAUAAUUGUCAGAUAUUUUGUUUCAUUCAUGAGGUGCUAUGGUAUAGAAAUGAAUGUACACAUUUACUGUUUUUGCUGUGAUUUGUCUCGUUAACAUGUACAUCCUGUAUACACUGAGAUAUUCUGAUUUAUAAAAGUAUUUGUGUUCUACUUUCAUCUCACCUACAGAUCUGCAUCACUGAUAAAAGUACAUGGUAUGGUUGUAUUCUGAAGUCUUAUCAUAUUAUAAAACAUGCCACUUCAAUCUGUUUCCUUCUACUAGGAAUCAUCUACAUGACCUGAUUCUACCAGCGCCGAUCUCAUUAUAUCAAUUUAGACACAUCUGAGUGGUACUAGUACUGAUGAUGAGUGAGAGUACAUGAUUUCUUAAAUAUUUUAACAAUUUUGUUAAUUUUUUUUUAUAUUAAUUGCACUGA